Molecule: messenger RNA, 252 nt
Organism: Cooperia oncophora
Lineage: Eukaryota; Metazoa; Nematoda; Chromadorea; Rhabditida; Trichostrongylidae
Source: the annotation of a GenBank genome assembly
AUGUUCCGUAUAGGGAGUGAAACUGGCAAGGAGAAUCGUCAUGUGUGCGUAACAUGCGGGUUUUCAGCCAACAAUCGGAAAGCACUUUACAGGCAUGGCGUGAAGACGAAGCACGUACUAAGACAAUCGAAUUUGUCUGGCUCCCUGGUGUGUGCCCUGUGCCCUUUCCGUACAAACAAGAUGUUCAACUAUAAUCGUCACUUGAAGCGGUUUCAUAAAGAAGCCCUACAAUGCUCACCAUCAGCGGCAUAA